CUUCUUCUUCUUCAAUGGAGACGCUUUUUCACUCCUCUGCAUCUACAGCUUUCCUCACUCCAAAAUCCUCAAUUAAUCCGAAACCCACCAUAAAUAUCUCUUCUCUGCCGCCAUUGAAGCUCUUUGUUGCCCAGAGUCGGAGAAAAUCGGUGAUUGUUGGAGCAAAGAAGAAGAGCAACAAACAAGACGCUCACAGUUUUGUUCCUAAACCCGACGAAGCUACUGGCCCAUUUCCCGAGGCCGUGCUUCUCAAGCAGAAGAAAGUCGAAAAAGACGGUGAAUUUCUUCCUGAAUUUGCUGAUGCUGACGAAGAAAAUAUUUACCAAGUUCUGAAGCUUCAGCUGGAAAAUGACUUGCUAGUGGAAAGCUUGCGGCACUAUGAAGUGGUGUAUUUGAUUCAUGAGAAGCACGCAGAUGAGGUUGAGAAAGUCAAUCAGAAAGUUCAAGAUUUUUUGAGGGAGAAGAGAGGCAAAAUAUGGAGACUAAAUGAUUGGGGAAUGCGCAGACUGGCAUACAAGAUACAGAAAGCAAAGAAUGCCCAUUACUUUUUGAUGAACUUUGAGAUUGAAGCCAAGUGGAUAAACGAUUUCAAGAGCAUGUUGGACAAGGAGGAAAGAGUCAUUCGGCAUCUCGUGAUGAAGAGGGACGAGGCGAUCACGGAGGAUUGCCCUCCUCCUCCUGAGUUACACACUCUACGUGCCGGUAUGGAUGAUGAUGAAGAAGAAGAGGAUGAUCUAGAUUAUGACGAUGAAUACUAUGAUGAGGAGUGGGAUGGUGAAGGUGAGAUUGAUGAGUACGGCAAUGAAGACGGGGACGGGGUUAUUUUUGUUAACAGUGAUGAGGAAGAUGAAGAUAGAACUAGCAGUAGCAAGACAAGAAUAAACAAAUUGAGAGCUGAGAAAGUAGCUAGGUAGGUAGUUGAAACUUUUUCAUGGUUCUUAACCUUUGCAGCCAUGUUUCAUGGUCAAAUAGAUAAUG
This is a messenger RNA of Morus notabilis, 978 nucleotides long. Its product is annotated as 30S ribosomal protein S6. NCBI's taxonomy places the organism in Eukaryota, Viridiplantae, Streptophyta, Magnoliopsida, Rosales, Moraceae. The record is from RefSeq and is a predicted model, not a curated record. Gene Ontology annotation, cellular component: cytosolic small ribosomal subunit; ribosome. Gene Ontology annotation, molecular function: structural constituent of ribosome; small ribosomal subunit rRNA binding. Bases 15 to 914 code for a protein of 299 amino acids. The transcript has 5 exons. Gene Ontology annotation, biological process: translation.